AUGCCAUCCCAGCUGCACCUUGGACACGUUUUUGGCUCCUCAUUUUCUCGCGCGGAACACGGAAUCUGGCCCUGGUCUGCUCUAACGUCACCGUCACCGUCUUUUCGAGAAGACGACAAGGACUCGUCAAAGUCGAUCUCGUCUCGUCUCAUCCAUUCCUCCCGCAGCAAGCGUACGGUACAACUACCAGACGCGAUGGAGACUCCUCUCUCUCCGGUUCACUGCGGCGAUCUUGAUCCGGAAGGCCAUUCUGUCUCGCGCUCAUCGAAUUUUGACCUGUCACAUUUACGCUCCGGGCCAACUUUACAACCUGGACACCACGGGUACAUACGUCUUCUUAUUCCCGCCGUCUCGCGUGGGGACACUGCGCAGACACUUCAAGAAGAGGAUCGCCGUUCCGACUCCAACCAGGUACUUCCGUACAGAGUAUGGUCACUGGACUUUUGUCUGGAGCUUCAAAGCAGGGACCUGAGUCGCACCCCUACAGAUACAGGCAAAUCCAUUCCACGGUCGUCCAAGGCGGAAUUGCGCGCAUCAUAUCGAGAGUCGAGUGGGUUGCGGAUGGGUGGACUUCCUGGCAGGUCGGCCGUGGCCAUGGAUGCUCACCACCUUCUUCUGAUCCCGCCCGCUGCAUCUCAGGAUCCUCGUCCAGGCCCUGCCGUGCCAUGCCAUGCAAGCCCUGCCUCCCGGCCUCCUGGAACGCCAUUCACGCGCGGCCACGGUCGCUGCUUCUGGAUCGAUGCCGGACGAGAAGCCUCGUUGGGACAUGGCAGCGAACACACGCCGCAGGAGCGGGUCGCCAGCAGAGAUGGCCACAUCUUGCGUGCAUCUCAGCCCACCAUGGAUGGGCUGCGUAACCGUACAAACCGUACAUCGGCAACGUAUCACGGGAGAGUCGGCGACCUCGUCAUCGCCAACAACUCUAUCCGUAUAGCGAGGCCAAAGGGGACUCGGGAAGAGCGCCCUAAACCCAACUUCAGCUGCUGGCAAGGCUCCCCCCUCGCAUGCUCGCAAGAUGGCCCCAAACAACUAACAACGACUAAUAUGACCGACCACCGGGCACUGGCUUCUACUCCUGCUCCAGCUGCCCGUCACACGGUCGCUCGCGGCGGCAUGGGCCAUGGGGAGCGGAGGGACUAA
This is a messenger RNA of Colletotrichum orchidophilum, 1140 nucleotides long. RefSeq lists its product as uncharacterized. The transcript has 5 exons. The coding region runs from base 1 to 1140 and encodes 379 amino acids. NCBI's taxonomy places the organism in Eukaryota, Fungi, Ascomycota, Sordariomycetes, Glomerellales, Glomerellaceae. The record is from RefSeq and is a predicted model, not a curated record.